Molecule: messenger RNA, 1155 nt
Organism: Clonostachys rhizophaga
Lineage: Eukaryota; Fungi; Ascomycota; Sordariomycetes; Hypocreales; Bionectriaceae
Source: the annotation of a GenBank genome assembly
AUGCAUUCCUCUGCUCUUCUCGUCCCCGCCUUCGCCGCCACAGCCCUCUCCUGUUUUCUCGAGGUGGUGCCUGAUGGCGUAGAUAACUUCAUUCGGCACACCUUGAAGGAGCGGAAUGAUGAGCCUCUUUAUACUCUAGAGUUUUCAGAUGGAACAAGGCGCCAAGUAACAGACGAUGAGAGAUGGGAAAUUAAGCAGGCGCAUAUUCGUUUCAUCGAUGUCACUGAGACUCCAAACAUGGCUCAAUUCUCUCGUCCCGCCGGUAUUUCCGCGGUCGCUGCAUUCCCUUCAACAUUGACCCAAGGCGAAACGGUGAAGAGUCUGAUAAGCGAAUACAACACGGAGAAUGUCAAGUCGACCCUCACACAUUUCUCCAGUUACUACAACCGCUAUUACCAAGCAGCCACCGGUGUUCAGUCAGCCCAGUGGUUGUUUGACCAAGUCUCCAGCGUGCUAUCUGAGGGUGGCGCGACCGGCGCUUCCGUCCGAAAAGUUGCUCAUUCCUGGGCUCAGUUUUCAGUCGUCGCUACGAUUCCUGGAACCUCUGACAAGACCAUUGUUGUGGGCGCUCACCAGGAUUCAAUCAAUGUUUCGAACAGAACUGGGCUGGCACCGGGUGCUGAUGAUGAUGGCUCCGGCAGCAUGGCCAUCCUUGAGGCACUGCGGGUUCUCCUCAAGGACUCGCGUAUUGCUUCAGGACAGGCACCCAACACUAUUGAGUUUCACUGGUAUGCCGGUGAAGAGGCCGGUCUCCUCGGAAGUAACGCAAUCUUCCAGCAAUACGCAACUGACGGCAAAGAUAUUGCCGCCAUGUUGAACCAGGACAUGGUUGGAUACACCACAGACAACACAUUCGGCCUCAUCACCGACAACACCAGCGCUGAUCUGAAUGCGUUCAUCAAGCUUCUGAUCGGUGAGUAUGCCGACAUUGGAUACACCGAGUCCAGGUGCGGAUACGGCUGCAGCGAUCACGCGAGUGCCACACGAGUGGGAUAUCCCGCUUCUUUCUUGUUCGAGGCCGCGUUUGGAAAGCAUAAUGGAUACAUCCACCAGACCGGAGACACCAUCGACAAGCUUAGCUUUGAGCAUGUCCUUCAACACGGAAAGGUGAUUCUAGGGUUCUUGGAGGAAUUGGCAUUUUCGACAACCAUUUAA